AUGACGCCCAUUCAUAUUGUGUUUGAUGCAAGUGCCCGGAUGGACAAGCAGGCCCCUAGUCUGAAUGAUUGCUUAUACUUUGGCCCAUCUUUGACUGGUCAUCUAACCGACUUGUUGUUGAAAUUUCGUCUCGACCCAUUUGCGGUAUCGGCAGACAUCAGCAAAGCCUUCUUACGGGUAGGUCUCCAACCUAGUGAUCAUGAUUAUACACGUUUCAUCUGGCUAAAAGAUCCUAACAAUGAAAAGGACCUUCAAGCCUAUAGGUUUAGAUCAGUUCUCUUUGGAGCCACCUGCUCGCCUUUUCUACUCCAGUCAACCUUGCAACAUCACUUUGAAACCUACCCCACUUCACCUGAAGUCAGUUUCUUCAUGACCAAAUUUUAUGUGAACAACUUAAUUGGUUCCUUACCUACAACAGUCAGCCUCUACAGCCUUUACAAGGUUGCAAAGGAAGUUCUGUUAGAUGCCGGAAUGCCUUUAAGAGAAUGGAUCAGUAAUGAUCCAACCUUCAACGAAAUGGUAACACAAGAAGGUGAUAGAACAACAGAAGGCUCAGAUCUUGUCAAAGUUCAUUGGAACUACAAGACUGACCACUUAAGCAUAAAACCCCCUACCUUUGAGGAAGCUCCGCUUACCAAAUGGCUACAUUUGAGCAACCUUUCAAAAGUAUUUGACCCUCUAGGAUUGUUUGCUCCCAUAAUUAUACGAGCCAAAGUUCUCAUGCAAAAGGUCUGGAAACUAUUUAAAAGGUGGGAUGAGAUUUUCCCACCAGAACUACAAGAAGAGUGGUCGAAGAUCAAGGAAGACCUUGAGAACAUAUCAUACCAGGAAUUCCCACGCUUCACAGCCAACAGAGGGACUAACUACUCUCUUCACAUAUUCUGUGAUGCUAGUGAAAAGGCCUAUGGGGCUGCAGCCUAUUUGAUGGACCUACACGAAGGUGCAAACCUGGUUUUCUCCAAAGCAAGAGUCGCCUCUCUUAAAAAGAAGAGCAUACCACAACUUGAGCUGACUGCCAACUAUAGUGCGGUUAAAAUAGCUGACUACUUCAGAACCGUUUUCACUACCGAUGGUGUCAAGAUUACCGACACUGUCAUAUGGUCUGAUAGUAAAGUUGCCCUACACUGGAUUCAGAACAACAAAUCUAAAAACGUCUAUGUCCACAACAGGGUGAAUGAGAUAAGUCAGGUCACUGAAGUGAGGUACCUCUAUGUACCUGGUGAAGAAAACCCAGCAGACCUUGUCUCUAGAGGAAUUUCCAUGUGGCAGUUUAAGAAAAGUCAAAUUUGGUUCCAUGGCCCAAGUUGGCUCCCGAACCCAGAGAUGUGGCCAGAGCAGACAGAAGUAUCUACAUGCCACCUACCUGAAACAACUGAAGAAGUUUUAACUACAGUUGUCAGUGAAGAAGCUACUUGUCCCAUAGAUAUCCGUAGGUUCGCUUCCCUUCCUAAACUUAUAAAUGUCACUAAAUUAGUAAUUAAGUUCACUAGGCUCCUUAAGCGUACAAUUGAGAAUCGUAAAACUAAGAACACGGGACCUGUAAACUCGGAAAAUGUUGAAGUACAAAACUCAGAAGCAUUACGAAUUCUUAUUGGCUUCACACAGAGUCAGUACUUCCCAGAGGAGAUGUCAUACCUCAACAAGAAUUCCCACAAAAUUCCAACUAGAAUUAAAUGCCUAGGCUUGUUCCUGGAUGAAAGCAGACUUUUGAGAUGCACUGGGAGACUACAAAAUGUGGACCACCUUCCAUAUAGAGGUAAAUUUCCUCUGCUUUUACCUCCAAAUUCUCCUUUAACUGGACUUAUAGUCAUUCAAACACAUGAAAAGGUUCUUCAUGCAGGCGUUCAAGACACAAUUUGCAAGGUGAGAGAAGAAUACUGGAUACCAACACUGAGACAGUGUGUCAAGAAGAUGAAAAUGAAGUGUCACCUAUGUAACCAUCUGGAAGGACCUGCCUUGUGCAGGCCUCCUCCGCCACCUCUACCAGCUUGCAGAGUGAACAGUCUCCGGCCAUAUGCGGUGACCGGAGUAGAUUUGACUGGACAAAUUCUUAUCUGCAAUCCAGCCACUAAAGAAAUGGACAAGGUUUACAUAGUCGUGUUCACUUGUACCUCAACACGAGCUUGUCACCUGGAAGUGGUAAAAGACUUAACCAGCACUGCUUUUCUCAAUUCCUUCAGGCGAUUCACUGCACGAAGAUAUUGCUCUCGUUGA
Molecule: messenger RNA, 2214 nt
Organism: Macrobrachium nipponense
Lineage: Eukaryota; Metazoa; Arthropoda; Malacostraca; Decapoda; Palaemonidae
Exons: 1
Coding region: 1-2214 (737 amino acids)
Molecular function (GO): nucleic acid binding
Source: RefSeq, a predicted model, not a curated record